Messenger RNA from Bemisia tabaci, 6719 nucleotides. Its product is annotated as Kv channel-interacting protein 4. The record is from RefSeq and is a predicted model, not a curated record. Lineage: Eukaryota; Metazoa; Arthropoda; Insecta; Hemiptera; Aleyrodidae. Gene Ontology annotation, molecular function: calcium ion binding.
CGCCAACCCUCCAACCCUCCCCGGAGUGCGUUGCUUCACCGCGCAGUUAUUUACCGCGUGUCGGGAGAGCUGGGCGUUCCCGCUCCGUGCCACUUGUAAAUAAAAUCAAAGCUGCUUCCCGACUCCGCUUUUCCUCGCUCUUUUCCGAAACCAUGUCAAUUCUUCCCUAUUUCUACGGCUUUUCCCCUCAGUCUUUCGUGAUUCUAGUUCUUCGUUGUGCUCGGUAGCUCUUCCUCCCUCGCCGAUUUUCCCUCACCGCUGCUCAAGCCCCCGCGUGCACACCCUUUAGCCCUUAUCAUGCUUUCAGUCUAGCGACCUUUUCAAUUCAAAGCAAUUUUCACCGUGCUCAACCCCUCCGCAGUGAAAGCCUUUCCACCCCGUAAUAAAAAAUCCACUCGGGAGCGAACUUUCUCCUCAUCGACGGUAAUUUAUAUCCGAAGCAGGAAUGAACAGACGGGCAAAAAGUUAGUUUUGUGAGUGAUACGUUUCGACUUAACGCUAGUGCACACACCAAAACAACCAGUCUCAGAUCGCUGAUUUUUUUGAGUUUAGCAGAUUCACAUACCUACUUAAUUCAAAAGUGCAGCGGUGCUACACGAAUUAAGUCGCGAAAGUUCGCAAGUUCGUUCCCUCGUGUAUUGCUUGGCCUGGUUCCGAGGAAUUGUCUAAAAAACUCCCGAUUAAUCGACAUAUUUUUUAGUUUCCCCUCCUCUCCUCGUCGUCCACAGAUUUAAACAAAACGACUUUAAUUGUGAUAUGUUGACUGUAAUGUAUGUCCGUCUUCGUUUUCUGUUCCGUUGAUCUUUCAAUUUGUCCGUAAAUUUUUUCUUGGAGGUUAAUUUAAAAGUGUCUAAUUUAACGUAUUCCCUAUCUUGAUGGUUGUGUCUCAUCAAAUUUGCCAAUAAUCACCCACCAGUCACUGCCGUCGUUGGUUUUCAAGUUAGACUUAACUUCAAACAAAGAAAAUGGUGCCACGUUUUAUGAGUGAUGUCCGUGCAGAAACCGUCAGCGCAAUGUGAAAUCGGUUGAAUACGGGAUAAAAUGGCGACCCCUCCUGACAGCCCGGGCAUCGAGGAAGUAGUUUUCGAAGUCGAGCAGUUUCGACCUCCGAAGCAUAUUCCUGUUCCUCUCGAGGAUUUGUGUAGACAAACCAAGUUCACCCGGCAAGAGAUUAGAGUCAUGUACCGAGGAUUCAAACAGGAAUGCCCUGGAGGGCUCGUCCACGAAGAUGCUUUCAAAGACAUCUACGCUAAAUUUUUUCCACACGGAAAUUCGAAUAUGUAUGCCCACUAUGUGUUCAAGGCGUUUGACGUCAACUGUAGCGGGGCAAUUAGCUUCAAAGACUUGUUAUUAACCUUAUCAACUUUGCUCAGAGGAUCGACCUACGAGAAGCUGCGAUGGGCGUUCAAGUUGUACGACAUCAACGGCGAUGGCUGUAUAACCCGCUCGGAGCUCGGCGAGAUCGUGGUCGCCAUCCACGAGCUUAUGGGUAAAAAACACCAACAUGAUGUGGAUAGGAAGGCAAGGACGCAUGUCGAUACUGUAUUUAGAAAAUUGGAUAUCAAUCAAGAUGGUGUGAUUACUUUAGAAGAAUUUAUUGAAUCCUGUUUAAAGGACGAUGUGAUAGUACGAUCUCUUCAAAUGUUCGAUUCAAGAGUCUGAUACGACGUGAUUCUCCGUGCGUUUUGCUAAUUCGUUCGAUCCCCCGAUGUUUCAAUCGCUCGAUCGAUCUCCGGAUCAUGAUAUCGUUGACCGUCCACGUUUUAGUAUAUAGCUGCAAGACAUUACAAGCAACAACUUCCCUGCAUGAAAUUGCAACUGGAGAUGAAGUUCGCGACACGGAGAAUCUUUGGGAGAAGAAUAUUCAUACGUCCAGUGUAACAUAAAAGUGUACCGACGGCAGUCACAUAGCAAUCUUAUUUAGUGAUAUCAACAAAGGCUUUUAUUUGGAGAGUGGUCGAUUGAAAGGUGCGAAAUAAAAUCUGAAGAAGAAACGUUCAUGCGUGUAGAGUUUACUUAAUGCACCGAGAUGUCGAGGCCUUAGUUAUGUAAAUUCAAAAAUGAAUUGACGAACUCGCAUGUAAUUGAUUGGUAUGAACUAACUUUAGAGACUUAUGUUUAUGGUUUUAGGAUGUUCCUUGAAUAUUUUUAUGAAAAUUCAUAUCAUCUAAAACUGAGCCAGCAGGAUCUGUACAGUAUGAUUCAGAAAGCGUUCAAAAUGCAUUUCUAAUCAAAUUAAUAUAGCAAUCGAUACAAGAAGUUUCAAAUGACAUGAAAUUCUGGUGUCAUUUCCAUUAAUAUGUAAGAUUGAUGUGCAUCUUUUCUACUUGUUGAGCUCAAAAUGGGGUUUCGUCUUAUAUCCUCCUACCUUCGGUCGGGAAAGAAUAAUUUUUUUACGUUAAUUUUAUAAAUAUAAGCUAGACUUUUCAAUCAGAAAAGUCUGGACAGUUUACGUUUUUACUUAUCAGCAGGUAUUUUGGUAUCGCAAGGUAUUUGGAUAAAGCACAAAGAAGAACACAAGAGUGAAAAGGGUCAACUGCACUUGCAAUGGCCAGUUGUCGGGGUCAUUAGCUGUGAGGUCAAACAUUUUGUAUCAUAUAAAAUUGAAUUAUGUUCAAAUGCAUACCUUGCAUUUUCCUGAUAGUUUCAUUCGUUGUACCUAGUAAAUUAAAACAGUAUUUUCAAAUGUUGUAAGCCUUAAACAAGCAUCUCUCACAAGAAUCCGAUAUAUCGAUCGAGAUUCCUCUCAUACGCAUAUUUAGGCACGCCGCACGGUGGAUCAGGUCAAUCAGAGAAGUCCAACAUGAUUUAAAAACCUUUAAAGCCAAUAUCUUCAUUAAUAUUAAAUGUUGAUGUUUUAAAAGUAGUUUCAUUGGUUUUGUCGUAGAAUUUUCCGUAAGAAACACCUCUUAAAGUUAAAAUAGUGACGCGAUAAAAGUAAAAUGUUUCAAUUUUUGUCAAAAAUUUCAUGUCCUCCAAGGGCUGGCUCCACUGUGCGCCGCUAAGACACGCUAUAAUUCAGUUCCCAUGCAUAAAGGAGAUUUUAAUCCUGUAAAAAAUAUCACCGUUACAUGACGCCUUGGAAUAGUAUUCCUAUAGUUGGAAUUUUUACUUCAUUUUUUGUGAAAAUUUAUUGUGCCAACUCUUUGGACAUUUGAUAUCUAAGGAAGGAGUCACUAUAUUCUAGUGCAGAGUAGCGUCAAAUCGGCUAGUUGCGGGCAUAUAAGUUUUCCGUUUAGGUUUCUCCCCCUAUUUUUCCUCAAACCGAUUUUGCUUAUACCUGGCGUGAGGAUACAGAUGAAUGGAGAUGAGGGGGAGGGGGGUGCAGGAAAUUUCAUCAAGUUUCAGGGUCUUAUGGCCCCUUUUCAAUCUUACAUCACGCCCCUGCUUUUUUCAUUGAAAAUGCAAGCUCUUUAAAAUAGUAGAUGAAAUAUGUAAAAUGAAAGAGAUUUCACUUAAAACUGCGAUAGAACUUAGGACUAGGCUGAAUAAAUAAGAACAGUAAAAGCAGUGGCGAGGCAUGAACGAUCGAUUAUUGAUAUUUCCCCAUUUGAAGGUAUGGUAAAGAAUCGAUUAUUAAGGCGUUCGUUGCGAACACCGUUUCUAUCGAUCUUUUUCCACAGAUUUAAAUGGUAUAACAAUCGAUGAAUCGCAAAGCGCGCCACGCCACUGAAUGAAAGGUGUUGGAAAGUGGUUUAGACCAGUCUUCCUCAAGUAAAUAUUCAUUAAAAUACGGAUCCAUUUCUGUUUUGCAGAAAGGUCCACGUUUAAAAACUGGAGAUCCUAUCCUAGGACAUCUCUAUUGAUCGUGCCAAAGAUUCAAAUUUUCUGGACGUCAUUAUUUCAUUUUUCCUUUUCUCGAGCUAUUUUGUGCGUUAUUGAAAAUUGAAAGGCAUUGAACUUUUUUUAUGCACACUAGUUACCUAUCCUCUAAUAUACGAUGUUCCCUUUCAGCUAUCAUGGUGUUGAAGUUGAUCUUCCUCAUUACUUUGAAAUUGCCACUUGCAUGAUAUGACAAACUAAAUAAGAUCCCUUUCACUGAAUUUUUAAGAUCUCAUAUUCUAAGAGCAUUUAAACUUCCUAUCACUGAAAUUCAGAGAGCAAAAUCAUGAAUCUACUUCUUGAAGAGCAGACUCUUUAUGCUGUUAGCUCUUUAAUUACAUUUUUGAUACUUAACCGAUGUAUGAGAACCAUAAUGGUUUAAAGUCACAAAAAUAAUGGUGCUUAAUUGAGAGGGUAAUUUUGUGAGCCAUGCAGAAAGAGUACGUGCCUCAGAACCCUGGGAAAACAAUCAAUUUUGGAACCGUAAACGUUAGAUCUUUUUUCUACAAAAUAUCAUUGAUACGUUUGUGAUCAGAAACGUAGGUUUUUUUUAUACAUGUAGAUAAUAACGGGACAAAUAUUGUCAAAGAUACGGUUUACUAUUUUUGUAAACUAUCAUUGAAUCCAGCGCAAUAAAAAUCAAUAUGUCUAGAUUUAAUUACUUGUAGAAGGGCAAAUCUAAGUGUUGAAUCAGAGAAAAGUUAGCACCGUAAGCAUGUUAAAAUUUGGAUCGACAGUUAAAAAAAUAAAACGCUCGAUUAGUGACGAUUCUUAAAAGUUGGCAAAAGAGGGCUUCGCUCAUUCAAAUAAAAAUUAAACACUCCAUAUCUAUUAUUUUGCCUAAUUCCUUAUCAAAAAUUGAUUAAUUAUAAUGGAAUUGAACAGAGGAAAAUUAGCGCUGCCAACUUGCAGAAAUCAUCACUUAUGCGCUCGAUUGACUUGCAUGAUGCAUAUUUGUAAUUAAUUCCUAGAGAGUACCUUAUAAAUGUAAUAUUUUUUGUCAUCCCCGAUUUUUAUGUGCCAUUCUAUGAACAUCCAGUUUCCUUAGGAUGUUGUGUUCACCUUUGGCUCUUUCUAUCCAGCACUUUUGGCCGUAGCACUGUGACGAGGAGUGAAUGAUCGAUUAUCGAUAUUUCACCAUUUGAAGCUAUGAUAAAGAAUCGAUUAUUGAAGUGUUCGUUGCAUACACCCGGUUUAUCGAUCCUUUUUCAUUGAUUUAAAUGGUAGAUCGAUCGAUAUAUAGCAAAGCAAGCUACGUCACCGAGAACUUGAGGGAGUUGUUUACAAUAAGUAACUGUCAAAGUGGUCCAUAGGAACGAUGAGCUUUUCCGAAAACAGUUUGGACUCAAGUAAGUCACAGGUGCGAUUAAAUUUUUACGUCCUUUUUUUUUAAAUUUAAGGAGUUACAUUUCUGUGGUUGAUCAAACCAAAUGAAAAAUUCUACACUGUCGACGGUGAAAUUACUGGAGCCCGUAUCUCGUUUGCGGUUUAUUAAAAUCUCUGCUCCCAUUUCAAUUUAUCAAACGAGAAGAAGCCAGUUCUAUUCUUUGAAAUUUCCACCAAAUAUUUUUCACGCAGAGUAUUAAAAGAAAUGACGUUAAACCGAAAGUUUGCAACGUCGCAACCCGAAAUACACGUUCCUGCAGUUUCACCAUCGAUAUGCUGGAAGCCAUUUCAUUAAACGUAUUUUUCUUAAUCACGUAUUUAACAGAACGAUUAAGUUAAGUGAACCACAAGACAAGAAGCGAGUUUAAGCAUUUAAUGUAUUUUCCCCCUCAAAUUUUACGUAGAACACGAUUUUCACAACGCAAGUUACAGAAAGUGACUCCCAACUAAGAUUUCAAAGUUUUUCGAUACAGAAAUCCCGCUCAUUAAAAAAACAUGAUCUACUUGAGUCAAAUCGCACACUAGACGUUACCGGGGCUGGCUCUAAAGUAUGAAAUUGCGGCAACCUCGAUCUCAGCGCCUCGGCUCAGCUUUUGCAUGUUGUUUGCAAUUUUAACAACAAAGGCUGGGGCAGGAGCAAACCUCAUUAGCAACCUACCAAAACUGCUGUACUGCGCAAUUUGAUUCAUGCAGACACUGGUUUUUAAUUAGAGCGGAAGAUUCAAAUUUUUCGUAACCAAUGCUAUGCAAAACCUUUCUAAUUUUGUUUUGGAGAUAGUAAACAGUUUUUGUUGCGCGAACCGUGUUCUAUGUGAAAUUUUGAGGGAGAAACUUGCAUCCGAAUGAUUCGGACCUUGUCUGGUGGUACAUUCUUGUCUGAUAUGUAACCCAAGGAUGAUUUAAAAAAUUGCGGCAUAGCCAAGGGGUAAUUUUCCUCGUUCAUCGGUUUAUCUUCUCCUUUUUCCCAAUUAAUCAUCCUAAAAUAUUUCCGUCCUCAAUAAGAUAUACAUAGCUGCGCUUUAGUUUGCAGUUACAAUCACAGUGGCGUGGCGUGAAUUGCGAUGUAUCGAUUGUUAUGACAUUUAAACCUAUGGUAAAGAAUCGAUUAUUAAGGUGUUCGCUGCGAACACCGAACACCCUGCUUAUCGAUCCUUUUCCAUGGGUUUCAAUGGCAUAACAAUCGAUAUAUCGCAAUUCACGCCACAGCCACGCCACUGAAUCUCUUUGUGGGAUCGCUCCCAACUUCGACCCGCAAGUUUGUGGGAUGCUCUGUCAAUAACGGCAGUAUUACCUAAGUGUUAAAUUUAUUAUUUGUUAUUCCAAUAAUAGGUACUAAUAAUUCAAGUUUAUAAGUUUAUGUUAUAUCUAAACGGGAGACUACAUUAAACCACAACUCAUUUUAAUAAAUCAAUUCUGUGUCUCCAAUCGUUUUUAGUUUCUACGUUUUGAAAAUCGGACAACUCCAAUGUAAAUUUUAUUUAAUGUUAAUUAAAAAUGUGUUUCUUUUCCAA